CAUCGCCGAAGGAAUAUGGCCGACCAACCUCCUGCUGCGGCAACGCCGCUGCCGCCGCAAGGUAGCUUCACGGUCGUGGUGGGCAACGUCCGUGUAGCGAACUCGUCAAACAACCAAGGCGAACCGUCUCCUUCGUUUUGGGCGUCCGUGGAUGCCGUGACUGGUUCUGGCGACUCGGCAAUCUCGUCCGCGGCGCUCUGGUGGGCGUCUACUCCCGACACUGCAGCGCGAAUGAAUACGCCUGUGCUGACGGUGCAGCAUCAAGCAGUGGAGGACGAGGACGACGAUCCCGAACCACAGCAGUCGUUUCGAUAUGCCCAGCCAUCGAAAUUGUUCACACUCACGGAUGCAGCAUUGAUUCCGCAGCUAUGUGCUACUGUCGUGCGUGUUUCACUCUACAAAGGCAUCGCGCGCGACAAAGACGUAGACGUGCUAGUAAAGGCUGUCGACGUGCCGUUGCGACCACUCGUCGUGGCUAUUCAAGUCGACAAGACCAUUGCAUUCUCCGACGACGUCAGCGUGCAAGUCGGCGUGUCGUUUGAUGUAGCGUUCGCAGAGUACUUCAAAGGCGCCAAAGCACUCUCGGUCGUGUCGCUUACGAUCCGCCAUCUUCCGCAAGAGUGGAAGCUCGUCGCGAAAGAAGGUGAAGACGUCGUAGUCCUCGCGGCAUCCCCCGACACGAACCCUGCGAAAUACAUGGCUACGAUCGCGUUGCCAGGUCUUGGCGGCAUCAACGGGGCAGAAACCAUGCCUAGUGUCACGUUGGCGCUGGAAGGCAAGCUCGAAGUCGACAAUUCAAAUCGGGCUGCGGACACGGAAGGUGCCACCACCGAGAGCCCCGCCAACGUGGAUGGCAUGUGGCAAGUGUCGUUGAAACCAACCGACCCCACACAGCUGUGGUUCCUGACCAAGGACCAGGCAAAUCUGUGUCUGGAGUGGAUCGAGGGCCAGGCCAAAGCAGCCAUAGCUAUCCAACGCAUUCAACCAGGAACAGAUCCAUGGACCGCGUCGUCGUCGCUGUCCCUCGCGACAGCCCUCGUGCCAGGAACGGAAAUGGUGUGUUCGAUCGCCCCAUUGGGCCAAGGCGUUGCCCCGACCCGAGAAAGCCUGGAGGAAGCCCUUGCAAAGGCUACGACCAACGACGACAAGAAGAAGGCGCAAGCCGCUUUGAACGAUUUCGACAAUGUUCUUUCGCGCAUCGCGGGACAAGCUGCGUCGUACGUGAGCGCUGGCGCUACGUGUCAUGUCGAGUGUGUGCUCCUUCCCGGUCCGUGGAUCCCGGUUCCCCCCGUGCCAACGCCCCCUGCCAUGAGCCUCCAGGAGCUCAUUCCCCCUCGCGCCCCACUCCCCCCUUUUCCCCAGCGAGACGCCCAAGUGUCGAUGCACAAGGAGCUGCGCAAAGUCGUGUCGAUGCUGAUGAAAGAAUACGACAAGUUGUUCCUGCAAUCCACGGACGACGACAGAGACGACGACGACGAAGAGGACGAGUGCCCGCUGUCCAAGGAAGACCGGCGCCAGAAGCUCAUAUUUCAUCUGAAUGCCGAAGGCUUGUACUUUGAUUUUAAGGAAAAGCUCAAGAAAGCCCUGGUCGCGGUGAUUCGAGAAAAGUUUCCGACGCUGGGAAACGCACCUUCGCCAGCGCCCCCCGGCACGACCGCCCUCGGCGCCCUCGCACCCCCUCAACGACAACACAAGGCGGACUUUUACGCGCAGCUGUACACGUACUUGAUGGAGGAAGUCCAUGUCGUGAUGAACGGGGUCUUUCACGGCGCCGAAGUCCACGAGGCACACGAUGAGUCCCCGGACGCGAUUCGCACCAAACUGGCCACGAUGAAGCUGCAAGCGUGGGAGCGAGAGGUGAAUGGCCAGCUCAAGAAGGCGACUACGUCCUACACAGAUCGCGUCGACCUCGCUUCAAAGUAUGAGCGCGAUCUCCCCGAUCUCCAAGCUCCCGUCUGGUUCGAGUUUGCUCUGUUUUACCUGCGCACGCAAGAUUUGACCAAAGCGGGGGAGUGUUUACGGCAAUGCCUGGCUAUCGAUGCAACUCAUGUUGGCGCUGUCCAAGCAUAUGGAGCCCUCUUGUGCCAGAACCGAGAGUUUGACGCGGCCGAGAUCGUCCUGAAGAAUGCCCUCUUGAUAUCCCCGGCCCCCAAUGCUACCCACCAGGCGCGAACCCACGGCCUUCUCGGUUUGUUUUACUCGAUAUCCAAAGCAGACGCGACGGGGAACCUUCGCCUGCACGAGCUUAUGCAAGCCACCGCGAUAACAAAAUGCACCGCGACUUUCUCGUCCCCGACAGCCGAGUGCAUCGCGAUCGCGGCGUACUGCAAAGAUCUCGGUCUGUUUUCGCUCGCGCACGAUGCGCUAGCCUUGGGGGAUGCUGUCACGAAACCCAAGACCGUGCUCAGCACCGCUGCCCUUGCGACGCAAAAGCUUGUCCGGGGCGCCAUUGAGCUCCACGUGGGCAACUUUGUACAAGGAAGGCAAUGGUGUCAGGAUGGACUCGACGUCGACCCCGACUUUGCCGACGGAUGGUACGUCCAUGGGUUGCUGGCUUCCCGACAAAACGAUCUCGCGGUCGCCCUCUCGAGCUAUGGGCAAGCCCUCGGCCGCAUCGACAAGCUCCAUGACAUGUAUCGGUUGCCGCUAUUCUUGCAGCUCGGCGCGCUGUAUAUGCACCAUCAGCAAUGGGGUCCCGCGAAAGCUAUCUUCCUCCGCGCGUGCCACGAAACCACCGUCGCGUCUGCGUGGCUAGGUGUCGGAGUGGUGUCGGUUCGCCAAGACGACUGGGAAGGCGCCGAAAUGGCGCUUGCGGAAGCCAAUAUUUUGGAUCGCACGAAUGCAGACGUGUGGGGGUACCUCACCCUCGUAUGCCUCAACGCGACCCCGCCCCGCCUCAAGGAAGCAGAGCAAGCGCUGGAACAGGCCCUGCGCUACGGCUUGGAGAACACCACGUUGCUGCGCGAACUCAGCAAUGGGUUUGUUGCACAAGACAAGUUGGAAGUGGCCGAAUCUCUGUUGCGCCGGUCGCUCUUGACUGGCGACUCGUCCAUCACGCGGAAAACCCUCGCGGACGUCCUGGCAGCUCAAAAUUGUGCAUCGACUGCGCUGGAACAAUACAAGAAGGCCCUGGAAGGGUGCGACGCGAUGAGCGAGCGUGCAACGUUGUUGAAUCAAUGCGCCAACUUGCUCAGCACCCUCGGGCGCCUCGAGGAAGCCAAGGAAUAUCGCGACAUGGCGCGCCACCAGCAAGAAGGAGCCGACAAUGAAGCUCUCAUGGGGCGGCAGGUCCAACAGCGAGUCGAAGUCGAGUCGUAACAUACACAUGCAUGUAUCGCUGCAAACAGGGGGCGUGGUGUUUGCUUCACACCAAGCCCCCUCCGCAGCAGGGGGGCGAGCUCGCCCAAGAGUCUAGACGCCCAUAGCAGGGAUGCAUAACUUGCGCGAGAGAGAACUGACAUUGAUCUGCAA
This is a messenger RNA of Aphanomyces invadans, 3471 nucleotides long. RefSeq lists its product as hypothetical. Gene Ontology annotation, biological process: cilium assembly; cilium movement. The record is from RefSeq and is a predicted model, not a curated record. Gene Ontology annotation, cellular component: motile cilium; extracellular exosome. The transcript has 13 exons. Gene Ontology annotation, molecular function: protein binding. Bases 16 to 3318 code for a protein of 1100 amino acids. Lineage: Eukaryota; Oomycota; Saprolegniomycetes; Saprolegniales; Verrucalvaceae.